Aspergillus welwitschiae is the source of this 548-nucleotide messenger RNA. RefSeq lists its product as uncharacterized. The record is from RefSeq and is a predicted model, not a curated record. NCBI's taxonomy places the organism in Eukaryota, Fungi, Ascomycota, Eurotiomycetes, Eurotiales, Aspergillaceae. The transcript has a single exon. Bases 213 to 500 code for a protein of 95 amino acids.
UGCUUGAAGCGUUGCAGGCUGUAGGUCAUGCCUGGUCUGCUCAGGUAGGUGCAUGGGCGCCUGAGCCAUUCAUCUCUCUGUGUAUUUACUAUAAGGACUUCUUCUUUUCGUUUUCUAUGUCUCGUUUCAUUUGACGUUUUUUUAUUUUCAUUUUGUGCUGAUAUACUGUUUUAUCUCCUGCUGCGACUGUGUUUCCAUUUUCUAUUUGCGAGAUGGUUUUUCUUUCACCUCGCUGUUUGUCUUCAAGUUCUCUCCAUUGGUUCUGGGCGAGGCCACACUGGGCUCUUUUGUCAAGGACGAAAUGCAGGCAUGAUGAGGGAGGUCUGCGGACCGGAAGAUACACAUAUUCUUUCUAUCCGGCAUGUCGGUUUGAAGGAAGAAGGGCAAGAACGAGCGAUGUAUGUAUGUACCAUAGUAUAGGGAAAGCCAAGUGUGGGAUGAAUAAUUUCAAGUCAAGAAAGAGUAAUGAUGAGACGUGUCGAGUGAUGGGGAGUAAUUGAUGAGAGUAGAUAGUUCCCGCCAAGUCACUGGAUCACCUUUUGAGUAAC